This is a messenger RNA of Pelobates fuscus (common spadefoot toad), 1161 nucleotides long. It is a transcript of the gene SRD5A3, whose product is annotated as steroid 5 alpha-reductase 3. Lineage: Eukaryota; Metazoa; Chordata; Amphibia; Anura; Pelobatidae. The record is from RefSeq and is a predicted model, not a curated record. The transcript has 5 exons. Gene Ontology annotation, biological process: dolichol-linked oligosaccharide biosynthetic process; polyprenol catabolic process. Gene Ontology annotation, cellular component: endoplasmic reticulum. Gene Ontology annotation, molecular function: 3-oxo-5-alpha-steroid 4-dehydrogenase activity. The coding region runs from base 89 to 1036 and encodes 315 amino acids.
CUGUUUGAUCGUUAAAUCGGUCCACCUGGCAGCCGUAAUAUCUGUCAGUGCUGGGGGUUAUGUAACUUAUUAUUGUGUCAUUGUAGCCAUGUACUGGCUGGCUGAUGGCAGUUGGCAUUGGAUUGCCGUGGUGUGGAUAACUCUAGCUCUGAUGUUUUUCCUGGCUUUGCUCCUACACAAGCUGGGCAGCCAGAGUACCACCAGGACUCUACUUUGUAACGUUUUCCAAGAUGCUAUCAGAUACGGAAAGACAAAAACUGGCUUGCAGCGACCUGCCUGGCUACACUGGUUAGAUGUUCCUAAAAGAUGGUUUUAUCAUUUCUACAUCGUUUCUAUCUUCUGGAAUGGUGUUCUGCUCUGGCUUCUCGUUCGGACUUGGCUGUUAGGCUUUGAAACUCCAGAAUGGAUUAAGUCCAUACAUUAUUUAAUCAGGGAAGAUUCUCAACAGACAUCCGGUGAAGAACUAUCAACGAUGCUGGCUCUUUCUCUCAUAUGGCUUCACAGCGUUCAAAGAUUAGUAGAGUGUCUCUUUGUGAGUGUGUUCUCCAGUGGCGUCAUCCAUUUGGCUCAGUAUUGUUUUGGCCUGAUCUAUUACUUGCUAGUUGGAAUAACUAUACUUUCUUAUUCACGGCUGGACACCAAAGCAUUCUCUGUGGGAGAUCUUCUCAUGCAAGGUCACUGGGGCCAUGCCAUUGGACUAAUGCUUUAUAUCUGGGCCUCCAUCCAUCAGACCAGGUGUCAUGUUAUCCUUGCCAAACUCAGGAAAAAUAAAUCCGGAAAAGUUAUAAAUAUGAACCAUGUGAUACCCCACGGAGACUGGUUUGAGAACGUGUCCUGCCCACAUUAUUUUGCAGAGCUGUUGAUAUACGUGUCUAUUAGCAUUGUUUUUGGACUUGUGAACACUACGUGGUGGUUGGUGGUUCUAUAUGUUCUGUGUUGCCAAGCAUUGACUGCUGCCCUAUGUCAUGAGUUUUACCAUGAGAAGUUCAAAUCCUAUCCUGCUCACCGAAAAGCAUUUAUACCAUUUCUAUUUUAAAUAAAUGCUAUUUAUUUACUGUGUUCUUAGAUAUGGUUCCUAGUUAUAUGGGGGCAUUAUCUGUUUGUUUAUGUACAUGUAUAAGUCCUAUAUCAUGUUGAUUAAAUGUAAAAACUUUGAAUUCU